GCAGUAACUGAGCCAAGAUGCUGCGGAAUCUUCUGGCUCUCCGUCAGAUUGCUAAGAGGACCAUAAGUACUGCUUCACGCAGGCAGUUUGAAAAUAAGGUUCCAGAGAAACAAAAGCUGUUUCAGGAGGAUAAUGGAAUUCCAGUGCAUCUGAAGGGUGGGAUAGCUGAUGCCCUCCUGUAUAGAGCCACCAUGAUUCUUACAGUUGGUGGAACGGCAUAUGCCAUGUAUGAACUGGCUGUGGCUUCAUUUCCCAAGAAGCAGGAUUGACUUCAGUUUAUCCUGCCAGCAAUCAGUUGGUUCAAUUCCAUUCAGCUCUCUGUGGACCAGUAAUCUGACACAUAACUGAGUUCUUUGGGGAUCAAUAUUUAUUGACUUGUAUUAGCUGCCACCAAUAAAGCAGUCUUUACCAUGCCUUUUUUUAUUUUAUCACUUUAGGAUACAUUAUACCAGUAAUAUCAGCCUUAUAAACCUUGGUAAGGAGCAAAAAAUGUUUCUUUUGUCAUUAGGUUAUAUAAAGUACUGUUGUGGUAUUA
This is a messenger RNA of Capra hircus (goat), 535 nucleotides long. Its product is annotated as cytochrome c oxidase subunit 7A2, mitochondrial. Lineage: Eukaryota; Metazoa; Chordata; Mammalia; Artiodactyla; Bovidae. The coding region runs from base 18 to 269 and encodes 83 amino acids. The transcript is spliced from 4 exons. The record is from RefSeq and is a predicted model, not a curated record. Gene Ontology annotation, biological process: mitochondrial electron transport, cytochrome c to oxygen; regulation of oxidative phosphorylation; mitochondrial respirasome assembly.